This is a messenger RNA of Dictyostelium discoideum AX4, 831 nucleotides long. RefSeq lists its product as hypothetical. The coding region runs from base 1 to 831 and encodes 276 amino acids. Gene Ontology annotation, biological process: cell redox homeostasis. Lineage: Eukaryota; Evosea; Eumycetozoa; Dictyosteliales; Dictyosteliaceae. The record is from RefSeq and is a predicted model, not a curated record. The transcript is spliced from 3 exons.
AUGAAAUUUAAUAAUAUAUUAUUAAUAUUCUUUGUAACAAUUGUUACAUUUUCAUUUAUAAUUUCAAAUGUAAAUUGUAGAGAAUUUGAUUUCUCUGAACACCCAAAUGUUCAAGUAUUAUCAAGUAAAAAUAUUAAUUCAUUCAUUUCAUCUUCAAAACCUUCAGUAAUUGUUUAUUAUGGGAAAAUUGCAGAUCAAUAUUAUGAAGAAGAAAAUAAUGAAUUAUUAUUUGGAGUUUUAGAUUUAGAUACAGAUAUUAAAGUUAAAAAUUCUCAUUUAAUUGAUUCAACUCCAACUAUUAUUUAUUAUAAAAAAGGUGCUGAAAUUGCUGAAUUUGGUGGAAAGAAAACAAGAUCAACUUUUGAAAAAUUCUUAGAAAAUCCAUUAGCACCAAUUAAGUCAUCAACAGGACCGGGAUCAUGGAGUCAUAUUGAAUCACAAGUUGCACAUUUAAAUGUUCGUAAUUUUUCAUCAUACAUUUCAAAUCAUCCAGAAGGUGUUUUAGUAAUGUUUUUUACAGCUGGUUGUGGUCAUUGUACAAAGAUGAAACCUGCAUUUGGUGAAGCUUCUCAAAUUGCAAUUGAGAAAAACAUUGGUUCAUUAGCUGCUGUUGAUUGUGGUGUUUCACAGAAAGUAUGUGAAAAAUUUAAAAUUGAAAGUUAUCCAAAUAUCUACUUUUUCAAAGAUGGUAAAAAUGUUGAUAAAUAUAAUGGUGAUCGUUCUGUUAAUUCUUUAAUUGAAUUCUUGGAAAAUAAUAAUAAUAAUAAUAAUAAUAAUAAUAUUUCUUCAAAUAGUAAUAAAAAAUCUAAAAAAGUUAAAAAUGAAUUGUAA